Messenger RNA from Paracoccidioides brasiliensis Pb18, 963 nucleotides. RefSeq lists its product as uncharacterized. Bases 1 to 963 code for a protein of 320 amino acids. The record is from RefSeq and is a predicted model, not a curated record. The transcript has a single exon. Gene Ontology annotation, biological process: regulation of store-operated calcium entry. Gene Ontology annotation, cellular component: endoplasmic reticulum membrane.
AUGACGCGCACCCAUCCAACUCUCCUCUCCUUCCUGCUCUUCCCUCUCAUCCUCCUCCUUGCCCUCCCCCAAACCCACGCCUAUAACCCCGCCAAAGCCCCCAACUCCAGAGACGCUGUCCGCCUCUCAUCCAUCAAAUCCCUAACCCUCUACGCAAACCGCAAAACUACCCACCGCCGCCUCCCCGCUAUCCAACAACUAACCUGCAUCGGCCCUUCGAAAAAGAUAUGUGCGCUCUACACUCCCGAUGUCAUGCGCUGCACAAACCAAGGCCACGGCUACGAUGAGAAUGACAUCCAGUGGACGUGCACGGCGCAGUUGCCGCCGGAGUUUAAGCUGGGGAGCACCGAUGUUAUCUACGAGGGGUAUCGGGAUGCGAAGGACCCGUGGGUGCUUAGGGGUAGUGGUGGGGUGGAGUAUCAGCUGUUAUUAACGGAGAGGGGAGAGGCGAAGUAUGGAAAGCUUGUGGCUGGAGGCUGGUUUGAGGGUUGGAGCGGAGGUGGAGGUGGCUGGUUGCGUUUACUGGGGGAGCUGUUGUUUUUCGUUUUCUUUGUCGGGGUGCUGGCGGCUAUUGUGCUGGCGGCUUUGGGUUGUAUUGAUGGCGUUCGCCGGGGGGGUGGUGGACAGAGGAGGGGUGGUGGCUUGGGGUGGGGUGGAUGGGGACCGGGAUGGGGACCCGGAGGAGGAGGUGGAUGGGGCGGAUGGAAUGAUCCACCGCCUCCAUAUGACUAUCCGGGAUACAGAAAGCAGGAGUCAUGGAGGCCUGGUUUCUGGACGGGUGCAGCAGCGGGGAGUGCGGCAGGGUAUGCCAUGGGGAGACAAAGUGGGUCGAGGUCGGGAUCAGGAUGGGGAUGGGGGUCGAAUAGAGCGGAAAGCUCAAGGGGCAGCUCUUCUCGUCCGUCGUUUUCACCUUCUUCCUCUACGUUGGAGAGUACCGGGUUUGGGUCUACAAGACGGCGGUAA